Messenger RNA from Haemonchus placei, 636 nucleotides. NCBI's taxonomy places the organism in Eukaryota, Metazoa, Nematoda, Chromadorea, Rhabditida, Trichostrongylidae. The record is from the annotation of a GenBank genome assembly.
AUGACAGAUUCCGAUGUGAAUGUUGGCGAAAAUGUUAAACAAAAGUCCGAAAACAUCGACGAAGAUUGCGAAAAAGUCGUGUCUCAUGUUGCUUGUGUCACUCUAGAAUCGGACUCACUUCCAGAAACUCCAAAUAUGCCAAGGGCUGCAAGGAAAAAGAAGCGCUUAGUGCGUCGGCCACGCGGUUAUAAAAUGGAUGUUGAUCCUCAACCAUCUACCUCACAGCUCAAGCCAGAUAGUAGAAUGGAAUGGGAUGGAGCGGAAUCAUGUCUUUCUUCAACGAGCGAAAGCGAAGAGGGAAAUACUGCUGCUGAUGCUGAUGACGAACAAAGUGACUGGGUCGGGUACGCCCCCUCCGUGACCGAGGGUGACUUUGAUCCACUAGACGAACGCCGAGGUCGUCGACUACAGCAAAAGUUGCAAAUGUCUCAGUUACAACGGCGUCUGGAAAGAUUCGCGCUUGAAGGUGGGCGAGGAGAGAUGGGCAUCGAGUUUCGCAUCAAGGAUCGGCCUAAUUCAAUCCAGUUUAAUCGUAUGUUGUUACACUAUCGCCUGGAGGUUGUCAAACGUCAGCGUGGUACGGUUGUUAUCCGAAAGAAAAUUAACCCGUGCAAUAGAGUCCCAGAGUACGAGUAA